Sphaerulina musiva SO2202 is the source of this 1805-nucleotide messenger RNA. RefSeq names its product ArfGap-domain-containing protein. Bases 176 to 1651 code for a protein of 491 amino acids. Gene Ontology annotation, molecular function: GTPase activator activity. The record is from RefSeq and is a predicted model, not a curated record. Lineage: Eukaryota; Fungi; Ascomycota; Dothideomycetes; Mycosphaerellales; Mycosphaerellaceae. The transcript has 2 exons. Gene Ontology annotation, biological process: COPI coating of Golgi vesicle.
ACAGUACACUACGCUACUCAUAUAUUCGCAUUCCGACCACAUUUCCAAUUGCCCGUCUACACCUGGCCAGAUCUCCGUUCUCCCGACCGGACGGCAUUCGCGCGAGAGAGACCAGCAGCACAGUACCGCUGUCGCCUCCGGGCAUUGACGCCGCUCCCACCUCCCACCUCCCACCAUGUCUCAGUCACUCGCGCCCAAAAGCGAGUCGCAGCGCAUCUUCGAGCAGCUCAAGCGCCGUGCUCCCAACAAAAUCUGCUUCGACUGCGGCGGUAAGAAUCCCACCUGGUCGUCGGUGCCCUUUGGCAUCUACCUAUGUCUCGACUGUUCCGCCCACCACCGUAAUUUGGGCGUUCACAUUUCGUUUGUGCGCUCCACGAAUCUCGAUCAAUGGCAGUGGGAGCAGCUGCGACGCAUGAAGGUCGGUGGCAACGAGUCGGCCAAAACCUUCUUUCAGCGAAAUGGCGGCAGCGCGGCCUUGAACAGCAAGGAUCCCAAGACGAAGUACACGUCCAAUGCGGCGGUGAAGUACAAGGAGGAGCUUCAGCGACGAGUCGAGGCGGACCACAAGAGAAACCCCGAUGGCAUCGUAAUUGAGGACGAACCGGGCGAGGAAGGCUCGGGAAGUGGGACAAGCACGCCCGCGGCAAGUGAAGACGACUUCUUCAGCAGUUGGGACAAGCCCGCCGUGAAGAGGGCUUCGAACCCUCCAAGCAGGACAGGCACGCCGAGCCAGGCAGGGAGGGCGAGUCCCUUCUUGAACCCUGGAGCUGCGAAUGGAAACGGCAUGGCCGCAAGGCCCAAGAGUCCGCUAAACCCUACCGGCAGCGAGGAAGUCAAGCCUGCUGCGAGCAGAGCUGUCCCCAGCGCCGCGAGAAAGACUGCUGUGGCUUCAAAACCCAAGGCUAACAUUCUCGGCGCUAAAAAGACCAAACUGGGAGCCAAGAAAGUCGAUGCGUCGGCUCUGGACUUCGAUGAGGCGGAGAAGAAGGCAAGAGAGGAAGAAGAGAGGAAGGCGAAACUGGGCUAUGAUCCGGACGAUGUCACUCCUUCAGAAGCUUCCAUCGCUGCGAAACAACCCGGAGCAGAAGCGAGCACUAUCCACCAGCCCACGCCUAUGAGCCCAGGCUCGAGGGCUGGCACAUUCGGCAACCCAAAGCCUAGAGAAAGGAGCGACAGCGAAAUGGAAAGACUAGGGAUGGGUGUCAGAAAACUCGGCUUUGGAAUGGUCGGUCAGCAGAAGAAGCCGGCUACUGCUGGCGGCGCUGCGAAGAUUGGUGGGUUCGGGUCUACGAGCCGAGCAGCUCCUGUUGAAGACGACUCGGAACGCUACGCACGCGACAAGUUUGGCCAACAAAAAGGCAUCGGUUCCGACGAGUUCUUCGGCCGUGGCGCUUUCGACAGUAACGCGCAAUCGGAAGCGAAAACCCGACUGCAAAGCUUCGAAGGGCAGACUUCCAUUUCCUCGAAUGCUUACUUUGGACGGCCGGAAGAGACAGGCGAAGAAGAGUAUGGAGAUUUGGAGGGUGCUGCCAAGGACUUUGUCAGGAAGUUUGGUAUUCAGGCGGGAGAUGAUUUGGAGAACGUCAGUGCCUUGUUGGGCGAGGCGGGCAACAGAUUGCAGGGAGCGAUCAGGAGUUAUUUGAACUCGUAGGAUGUUAUGCAUGCACGCGUGUAUGGUCGGGGAGAGACAACACGGAGAGAGGGAGAGAGAGCGAGAGGUGGGUGGGUAUGCAUGACGGAGAUCUGGUCAUGUCAUCAAAACGACAGGAUCAAUAUAGACAAUGUUAGUUGGCGAGCACAUCUAU